GAGCGCGGCGCUGAGCGGCGGCGGCGGCGGCGGAACGGGGCUGGGGACGGGGACGGGGACGGGGCCGGGGACGGGGCGGGCGGCGGGGCCCGGCGGGCGGGCGGCGCCAUGGGCACGGUGCUGUCGCUGUCGCCGAGCUACCGGAAGGCCCCGCUGUUCGAGGAGGGCACGGGCACGGUGGGGCAUUACACGGCGGUGCAGAACAGCAAGAACGCCAAGGAGAAGGGCCUGAAGCGGCACUCGCUCAUCUCCGUGCUGCCCUGGAAGCGCAUCGCCGCCGUCUCGGCCAAGAAGAAGAGCUCCAAGAAGGUGCAGCCCAACGGCGGCUACCAGAGCAACGUCACCCACCUCAACAACGAGAACCUGAAGAAAUCUCUCUCCUGCGCCAACCUCGCCACCUUCGCUCCCCCGCCGCCCUCCUCCUCCUCGUCCUCCUCCGCCGCCGCGCUCCCCCCGCCGCAGAAGAACCCGCCCGGGGCUCCCAACGCCGCCAACGCCGCCGCCGCCACCGCGACCCCCCGCCGCGUGGUGGUCCAGGCGUCCACGAGCGAACUGCUGCGCUGCCUGGGCGAGUUCCUGUGCCGCCGCUGUUACCGCCUGAAGCACCUCUCGCCCACCGACCCGGUGCUGUGGCUGCGCUCCGUGGACCGCUCGCUGCUGCUGCAGGGCUGGCAGGACCAGGGCUUCAUCACCCCGGCCAACGUGGUGUUCCUCUACAUGCUGUGCCGCGACGUCAUCUCGGCCGAGGUGGGCAGCGACCACGAACUCCAGGCGGUGCUGCUCACCUGCCUCUACCUCGCCUACUCCUACAUGGGCAACGAGAUCUCCUACCCGCUGAAGCCCUUCCUGGUGGAGAGCUGUAAGGAGGCCUUCUGGGACCGCUGCCUCUCCAUCAUCGACCUCAUGAGCCCCAAGAUGCUGCAGGUCAACGCCGACCCCCACUUCUUCACGCAGGUCUUCGCCGACCUCAAGAAGGAGAGCGGCGCGGAGGAGAAGGGCCGGCUGCUCAUCGGGCUCGACCGGUGAACCCUGCGCCGCCCCCAGCGCCGAGGUGACUCCGCUGGAGGGGUCCCCUCACCCCGUCCGUUAUCCCCGCGGGGGGCUCCCGUCCCUUGUCCUCUUCGAGGCGACCCCCGGAGGAGGAGGAGGAGGGUGGGGGGGGGGUCUCCUCGUCCCGCCGACGGUUCCCUUUGAGGCGACCCCGCCGGAGGGGGCCGCGCCGAUUAUCCCCGUUGAAGCGACUCCGCCGGAGGGGUUUUGUGGCUGUGGUUGUGGCUGUGGUUGUGGUGGGGGAGCUCCGCUCCGCGACCCCCCGCGCCGCCCCAUCCGCGUCCCCUGGAGGUGGGCGGCCGACCCCCGGCCCCUUUUUGCCCCCCUUUCCCCCCCCCACCCCAACACCGCUUCCCCAGCGCCGACCCCACGGCGGUGGCUGCGGGUUUGGGGCGCGUCGCUGUGAAACGCCUCGAUCCCACCGAGCUGAGCUGGGGGCGUUGGGUGGAUGGAUGGACGGAUGGACGGAUGGAUCGAUGGAUCGAUCGAUGGACGGAUGGAUCGAUGGAUCGAUGGACGGAUGGAUGGAUGGAUCGAUGGAUGGAUCGAUGGAUGGAUGGAUCGAUGGACCUCCGGGCCGGCAACCGGGCGCUGCUGCUAAAGGACAGACCCCAACCGCCGGGAACCGCCGCCAAACGACCCCCCCCAACCCCCCACCCCCAUCCUCCUUCUCUCAUCGUUGCUUUGACAGUGGUGUCGCGCAUGCAGACGUCGGAGCAGUUUUUGUGUCUUCGGGAAUUCAAAGAAAAAACGAAACAAAAAAAAAACGGAAAAAAAAAAAAA
This is a messenger RNA of Coturnix japonica (Japanese quail), 1833 nucleotides long. It is a transcript of the gene CDK5R1, whose product is annotated as cyclin dependent kinase 5 regulatory subunit 1. Gene Ontology annotation, biological process: axon guidance; brain development. The record is from RefSeq and is a predicted model, not a curated record. Gene Ontology annotation, cellular component: cytoplasm; protein kinase 5 complex; growth cone. NCBI's taxonomy places the organism in Eukaryota, Metazoa, Chordata, Aves, Galliformes, Phasianidae. Gene Ontology annotation, molecular function: protein kinase binding; cyclin-dependent protein serine/threonine kinase activator activity.